Molecule: messenger RNA, 1814 nt
Organism: Eublepharis macularius
Lineage: Eukaryota; Metazoa; Chordata; Lepidosauria; Squamata; Eublepharidae
Gene: PPP2R2C
Product: protein phosphatase 2 regulatory subunit Bgamma
Exons: 11
Coding region: 135-1589 (484 amino acids)
Biological process (GO): peptidyl-serine dephosphorylation
Cellular component (GO): protein phosphatase type 2A complex; cytosol
Molecular function (GO): protein binding; protein phosphatase regulator activity
Source: RefSeq, a predicted model, not a curated record
UGCUGUAAAUGGGCGAGGACACGGACACACGGAAAAUUAACCACGGCUUUCUUCGAGACCACAACUAUGUGACUGAAGGACUGGCAUAGCAUGGGCGGCGGCAGCCAUGCAAGCUUCCCCACACUGCCAGGCCAAUGUGUCUCAACCCUCUUCUGAAGAGAGCACUUCUGGAGAUACUGCUUGCUGUGGAUUCAGCUUUCUUCAGGAGCCUGAGCAGGCUGUCCCUGGGGAAAUCUUACAUUCAGCAUUGCCCUGCGGAGGACAUGGAAGGGCUGAGCAGCAUCUAUGAUGUUGAGUCUGAAGAUGGGGUUGGAGCUGACAUUAUUUCUACUGCUGAGUUCAACCACACAGGGGACUUAUUGGCAACUGGGGACAAAGGCGGUCGAGUUGUUAUAUUCCAAAGGGAGUCAGAGAGUAAGAAUGAACCUUACAGUCAAGGGGAGUACAAUGUUUACAGCACCUUCCAGAGCCAUGAGCCAGAGUUUGACUAUUUGAAGAGUUUAGAAAUAGAGGAAAAAAUAAACAAGAUCAAGUGGCUGCCGCAGCAGAAUGCAGCCCACUCUCUACUGUCCACGAACGAUAAAACUAUUAAAUUGUGGAAAAUUACGGAACGAGACAAGCGACCAGAGGGAUACAACUUAAAAGAUGAAGAGGGGAAACUGAAAGAUCUUUCUACAGUGACCUCACUUCAGGUGCCUGUCUUGAAGCCAAUGGACUUGAUGGUAGAAGUCAGCCCCAGGAGAAUUUUUGCAAAUGGCCAUACCUAUCAUGUCAACUCCAUUUCUGUCAACAGUGACUGUGAGACAUACAUGUCAGCUGAUGAUCUCAGGAUUAACCUCUGGCACUUAGCGAUAACAGACCGGAGCUUCAACAUUGUCGAUAUCAAGCCGGCCAACAUGGAGGAUUUGACUGAAGUCAUCACGGCAUCCGAGUUCCACCCCCACCACUGCAAUCUCUUUGUUUACAGCAGCAGCAAAGGAUCUCUGAGGCUCUGUGACAUGAGGGCCUCCGCUCUCUGCGACAAACAUUCCAAACUUUAUGAAGAACCGGAAGACCCCAGCAGCCGAUCCUUUUUCUCCGAAAUUAUCUCUUCAGUGUCCGAUGUCAAAUUCAGCCACAGUGGCCGAUAUAUGUUAGCAAGAGAUUACCUCACUGUCAAAGUUUGGGAUCUGAACAUGGAAACAAGGCCUGUAGAAACAUACCAGGUCCAUGACUACCUUCGAAGCAAGCUGUGUUCCCUUUAUGAAAAUGACUGCAUUUUUGACAAGUUUGAAUGUGCAUGGAACGGGUCUGACAGUGUUAUUAUGACGGGGGCCUACAACAACUUCUUUCGAAUGUUUGACCGGAACACCAAGCGUGACGUUACUUUGGAGGCCUCGCGUGAGAGCAGCAAGCCUAGAGCCAUUCUCAAACCUCGCCGGGUGUGUGUGGGAGGCAAACGAAGGAAAGACGACAUCAGUGUCGACAGUUUGGACUUUACCAAGAAGAUCCUGCACACGGCAUGGCACCCAACAGAGAAUAUUAUUGCUAUUGCAGCCACAAACAAUCUGUACAUAUUUCAAGAUAAAAUGAACUCUGACAUGCACUAGGAUGCCUCCAUUGAUAAAGAAGCCUUGGAAGUGUUGAAGGGUGUGGUAACCAUUUGAACCCUUGACUUGGAAGUAAAUGCCAUUGAAUUAAGUGGAAUUUAUUCUCAAAUAAAUGUGUGUGGAAUCAAGGUGUGACUGGGAUGGAUUCACCCCUUUAAUGACCACUCUUGCCUAUAUAAGUAACAAACAGAUGUUUUAAUUCACUGCAGUUGUGCAAUUGCAAAA